UUUCAAGCACAUAAGCAAGUUUUGAUUUUCAUUUCAUUUCAUUUCAAGUUCGUCUUCUUCCCCCGUCAAUCUAGCCACUCCCUAUCUUUCUCUCUCCUCUUCUGAAUUUGACGGUUGCACCGCGUAAUCUCAUCGGAUUCUUCUCUCUAUCCUCAUCGGUUUCAAACUCGCUCACUCUCUCACUCAGUCUUGUUCAGAUCUGAUCAAAGGAAGAAGAAAUGGAGGAAGCUCUGGAACUGUCACGCGCCAAGGACACGAAGGAGAGGAUGGCGGGCGUAGAGCGGCUGCAUCAACUUCUAGAAGUUUCCAGAAAGAGCCUCUCCUCUUCCGAAGUCACCUCGCUCGUCGACACAUGUAUGGAUCUCCUCAAGGACAACAACUUCCGCGUCUCCCAGGGCGCUCUCCAGGCCCUCGCCUCCGCCGCCGUCCUCGCCGGUGAACACUUCAAGCUCCACUUCAACGCCCUCCUCCCCGCCGUCGUCGACCGCCUCGGCGACGCCAAGCAGCCCGUCCGCGACGCCGCCCGUCGGCUCCUGCUCACUCUCAUGGAGGUUUCUUCUCCUACAAUAAUUGUUGAAAGAGCAGGGUCCUUUGCUUGGGCACAUAAAAGCUGGAGAGUCAGAGAGGAGUUUACACGAACUGUCGCAGCUGCAAUUAAUCUAUUUGCAGCUACUGAGCUUCCACUUCAACGAGCUAUCCUCCCCCCUGUUUUGCAUUUGCUUAAUGAUCCAAAUCCUGCUGUUAGGGAAGCAGCUAUUUUGUGCAUUGAGGAGAUGUAUACACAAGCUGGACCUCAAUUUCGUGACGAACUUCACCGCCACAAUCUUCCUUCAUCUUUGGUGAAAGAUAUUAAUGCCAGGCUCGAGGGAAUUCAACCAAAAGUUCGCUCUUCGGAUGGUCCAGGUGGAUAUAUUACUGGGGAAAUUAAACAUGCAAGUGUUAAUCCCAAGAAAAGUAGUCCAAAGGCUAAAAGUUCCUCAAGGGAGAACUCUCUUUUUGGAGGAGAAGGUGACAUCACUGAGAAACCCGUAGACCCUGUCAAGGUAUAUUCAGAUAAGGAGUUAAUCAGGGAAUUUGAGAAGAUUGCAUCUACCCUUGUGCCUGAAAAAGACUGGUCAAUUCGAACUGCUGCUCUGCAGAGAGUUGAAGGUCUUGUUCUUGGAGGUGCUGUGGAUUAUCCAUGUUUUCGUGGGCUCCUGAAGCAACUUGUUGGACCUUUAAGCACACAAUUGUCAGACCGAAGAUCUACCAUUGUGAAGCAGGCUUGCCAUCUAUUGUGCUUUUUGUCAAAGGAACUCUUGGGUGAUUUUGAGGCAUGUGCUGAAAUGUUUAUACCAGUCCUUUUCAAGCUGGUUGUGAUUACUGUGCUUGUAAUUGCAGAGUCUGCAGAUAACUGCAUUAAAACGAUGCUGCGCAACUGCAAAGUUGCUCGUGUGCUUCCCCGUAUAGCCGAUUGUGCAAAAAAUGAUCGCAAUGCAGUACUUCGUGCAAGGUGUUGUGAAUAUGCUUAUUUGGUCCUAGAACAUUGGCCUGAUGCACCUGAAAUACAUCGAUCAGCUGAUUUAUAUGAGGAUCUGAUAAAGUGUUGUGUUUCAGACGCAAUGAGUGAGGUACGGUCUACUGCAAGGAUGUGCUACAGAAUGUUUGCAAAAACUUGGCCAGAGCGUUCUCGUCGCCUAUUUUCAUCCUUUGACCCUGCGAUUCAACGGUUAAUAAAUGAAGAGGAUGGAGGAAUACAUCGACGACAUGCUUCACCUUCCAUUCGAGAUAGAGGUGCACCGACGUCAUUAUCUAGCCAGGCCUCUGCUCCCUCUAAUCUACCUGGUUAUGGAACUUCUGCUAUUGUUGCUAUGGAUAAAAGUUCAAGUAUAUCAUCAGGGACAUCUAUCUCAUCUGGCAUACUUCUUUCACAAGCUAAGUCACUUGGUAAGGGUACAGAACGUAGUUUGGAAAGCAUGUUACAUGCAAGCAAACAGAAGGUUUCUGCUAUUGAAAGCAUGCUUAGAGGCUUGGAUUUGUCUGAUAAGCAUAAUUCAUCUUCUCUCCGGUCAACAAGUUUGGAUCUAGGAGUUGACCCUCCAUCAUCUCGUGAUCCACCUUUCCCUGCAGCUGUCCCCGCAUCUAAUCAUCUGACAAGCUCUUUAACAACAGAAUCAACUACUUCCGGCAUCAAUAAAGGUAGUAACCGAAAUGGUGGUCUCGGUUUGUCUGACAUAAUCACUCAGAUUCAAGCUUCGAAAGAUUCUGCCAAGUUAUCCUAUCGUAGUAAUGUUGGUAUUGAGCCUUUAUCAUCAUAUUCGAGUAAAAGGGCAUCUGAAAGACAAGAAAGAAGUUCUCUCGAUGAUAACCAUGAUAUGAGGGAGACUAGGCGAUAUAUGAACCCCAACACUGAUAGACAGUAUUUGGAUGCCCCUUAUAGAGAUGGAAACUUUAGGGAAUCUCAUAAUAGUUAUGUGCCUAAUUUCCAGAGACCACUAUUGAGAAAGAAUGUGGCUGGACGCAUGUCUGCUGGCAGGAGGAGUUUUGAUGAUAAUCAGCUAUCUCUUGGAGAGAUGUCGAAUUUUGCAGAUGGACCAGCAUCUCUUCAUGAAGCUUUGAGUGAAGGACUUAGUUCAGGUUCCGAUUGGUCUGCUAGGGUUGCUGCCUUUAAUUAUCUUCAUUCUUUGUUGCAGCAAGGUCCGAAGGGAACUCUAGAAGUUGUUCAGAAUUUUGAGAAGGUAAUGAAGUUGUUUUUCCAGCACUUGGAUGAUCCCCAUCAUAAAGUUGCACAGGCUGCUCUUUCAACACUUGCAGAUAUUGUUCCAGCAUGCCGAAAGCCUUUUGAGGGUUAUAUGGAAAGAAUAUUACCCCAUGUGUUUUCUCGGUUAAUUGACCCUAAAGAACUUGUCAGGCAGCCGUGUUCAACAACUCUGGAAGUGGUCAGCAAAACUUACAGUAUAGAUUCUCUCUUACCUGCAUUAUUACGCUCACUAGAUGAACAAAGGUCUCCAAAGGCUAAAUUGGCUGUUAUUGAAUUUGCUAUCAAUUCCUUUAACAAACAUGCUAUGAACCCAGAAGGUGCUGCUAAUAUUGGCAUCCUAAAAUUAUGGCUUGCUAAGUUAACCCCUUUGGUUCAUGACAAAAAUACAAAGCUUAAAGAAGCAGCUAUUACAUGCAUUAUAUCAGUGUACUCUCACUUUGAUUCAACUGCUGUUCUUAAUUUCAUUCUGAGUUUGUCAGUUGAAGAACAAAAUUCCUUGAGACGAGCAUUGAAACAAUACACCCCUCGCAUUGAAGUAGACCUAAUAAACUAUCUGCAGAACAAGAAAGAGAAACAACGUUCUAAGUCUUCCUAUGAUCCAUCUGAUGUUGUGGGAACAUCCUCUGAAGAUGGAUAUGUUGGUUACUCUAGGAAAGCUCAUUACCUUGGUAGGUAUUCUGCUGGUUCACUUGAUAGUGAUGGUGGCAGGAAAUGGAGUUCCCAAGAUUCAACACUGAUAAAAGCCAGUCUUGGUCAAGCAUCUUCUGGUGAAACUCGGGAACAUCUGUAUCAUAAUUUUGAGACUGAUCCUAAUAGUGGCAGCCUUGGUUCAAAAACUAAGGAUCUUGCUUAUGCCGUCAAUCCAAUGGGUCAAAACUUUGGCUCUCAAACUAGCCAACAUGGACACAUGGACAGUAGCGUGAGCUUAGAGGGUCUUUCAACUCCUCGUCUAGAUGUAAACGGUUUGAUGUCAUCAGAGCAUUUAAAUGGUGCUGAAGGCUAUGUAAAUGACAAAGAGCAUCCUUCUGAAUUGGAACUUAAUCAUCACUCAGCUGAAGAUGUAAAAAUUAACACCAUGACACACACAGGACCCAGCAUUCCUCAAAUUCUUCAUAUGAUAUGCAGUGGGGGUGAUGGAAGCCCUAUUUCAAGUAAACGGACUGCUCUUCAACAAUUGGUUGAAGCUUCUAUAACAAAUGAUCAUUCUGUUUGGACCAAGUACUUCAAUCAGAUUUUGACAGUUGUGCUUGAGGUGCUGGAUGAUUCAGAUUCCUCAGUCAAAGAGCUUGCUCUUUCACUGAUAGUUGAAAUGCUUAAAAACCAGAAAGGUGCCAUGGAGAACUCUGUUGAGAUUGUAAUUGAGAAGCUGCUUCAUGUUACAAAAGAUAUCAUUCCUAAGGUCUCGAAUGAAGCAGAGCACUGCCUGACCAUUGUUCUAUCUCAGUAUGAUCCAUUCAGAUGUUUAAGUGUCAUUGUCCCUCUGCUGGUUACCGAGGAUGAGAAAACACUCGUUAUUUGCAUAAAUUGCUUAACAAAGCUUGUGGGGCGGCUUUCUCAGGAAGAACUAAUGGCUCAGUUACCCUCGUUUCUGCCUGCCCUUUUCGAAGCUUUUGGUAACCAGAGUGCAGAUGUUCGGAAGACCGUUGUUUUCUGUCUCGUGGAUAUUUAUAUCAUGCUUGGGAGAGCAUUCUUGCCAUAUUUGCAAGGGCUUAACAGCACACAGUUGAAGUUGGUCACCAUUUAUGCAAAUCGAAUCUCACAAGCCAGGACAGGCAAAGCGAUUGAUGCCGUUCAAGACUAGCAGGUUUAUUGGGAAGAAAAAAGUUGUGGCUUUUUGGGUGUUGUCUAUUCAUUGUUGUGUAUUUGUAUAUCUGCGUGCAUGAAUUUAGAUGUGGGUUCCAUUGUCUUUCCUUCUCCUUGGGUCUCUUUAAAUAUAUAAUUUUUUUGGUCUUUCCUUUUUCCCUGGCAAUGUUGGAAUUUGGAGAGUUCUGAUGGUGAAAUACGAGUAAAUUCUAAUCUACAUAUAGUAAACAUUAUUGAUUGUCGUAAAUGGUUUUCAAGAAAGUCAUUGAUUCAGUUACAUGAA
Molecule: messenger RNA, 4826 nt
Organism: Glycine soja
Lineage: Eukaryota; Viridiplantae; Streptophyta; Magnoliopsida; Fabales; Fabaceae
Product: CLIP-associated protein-like
Exons: 21
Coding region: 219-4541 (1440 amino acids)
Biological process (GO): microtubule cytoskeleton organization
Cellular component (GO): cytoplasmic microtubule
Molecular function (GO): microtubule binding
Source: RefSeq, a predicted model, not a curated record